CGCCCUGUCUCGGUGGACGUUUCACUGAAGUUGGAGAGGAGAAACAAAGUACUCUUUUCCUCAUCUUUCAGCAGACUUGAGUCCAUUUAAAUUUAUCUAAAAAGUACCAACGACACGUGUGCUGAAGUAAACAUGGCAUUGCCGAAAUGGGAGAGAAAAGCGCGUUUGUUUCUGUGUGUUUUCGGUUUGUUUUUGUCUGUUUACGCGCUUCACGUCGAGCUGUCCCGAGAGAGUGACCCAGAUUACAGGGCGAUGUGCGACCUGGGGGAGUCUGUGAGCUGCUCCAAAGUCUUUACCUCCAGAUGGGGACGUGGUUUUGGCUUGGUCCAGUUCUUCGCUGCUAAAGACAGCCCUCUGAACCAGCCCAACAGUGUGCUUGGCAUCAUAUUUUACACUCUGCAGAUGAGCCUUGGACUGACUCUGUCCAAAAAGGCGGCACUCUUCCUGGUCUUCUCCUCCUGGGUGUCUGUGGCAGGCUCACUCUAUCUCGCAUGUAUUCUCGCCUUUGUUCUGGGGGAUUUCUGCAUGGUCUGCGUGUCCACUUACAUCGUGAACUUCGCGUUGCUCUUCACCAACUUGAAACGUAGGAGAGCAAUUGAAGGAUUGAAGGAAAAGACUGGAUAGAAAGUGUUCAACGUGUGAAAUUCAACACCGAUAUUUUUGUGCCGAGCUGAAGCCACUGGAUCUGGAAAGCAAAUUCUCUCCCACACCAUUUCUGCAAUGUUUACACCUGUUAAGACUUUUCAGAAAAACAGGACUGGAGGUGCAUCUCAGAAGAGUUAUAAUAUGAUUUUUAGUGGAUGAAGUUGCCUUUUUUUGUACAUCAAUGUGCAUUUGUGAUGCUAAUUACACACUUUUGAAUACUA
Molecule: messenger RNA, 866 nt
Organism: Centropristis striata (black sea bass)
Lineage: Eukaryota; Metazoa; Chordata; Actinopteri; Perciformes; Serranidae
Gene: vkorc1
Product: vitamin K epoxide reductase complex, subunit 1
Exons: 3
Coding region: 133-624 (163 amino acids)
Biological process (GO): peptidyl-glutamic acid carboxylation; vitamin K metabolic process
Molecular function (GO): vitamin-K-epoxide reductase (warfarin-sensitive) activity
Source: RefSeq, a predicted model, not a curated record